Messenger RNA from Nerophis lumbriciformis (worm pipefish), 975 nucleotides. NCBI's taxonomy places the organism in Eukaryota, Metazoa, Chordata, Actinopteri, Syngnathiformes, Syngnathidae. The record is from RefSeq and is a predicted model, not a curated record.
AUGAGCAAUGCCUUUGGUACCUCCGUAGUCGAUGAAAGGCACAGCCUGCCUCUGGAGAUCCGUCCUGGUGAUCUUUUGGAAGGGACAUCGCAUGGACUAAUCUCUUGGUGGCAGAGGAAUAGUUCUUGGGUAGAUGAAAAGCUCCAUUUCCACGGUGCGCUUCGUUUCCGGGGAUUCGGAAUCGAUAGCCAGCCAAUCCUGGCCGAGGUUACGUCCUCGGUCAACCAAGCGCUGCUGGACUAUGUGGACGGGAAUUCUCCUCGUACCAAGGUUGGAUCAGGGGUCUAUACUUCGACCGAAUACCCGCCGGAAUUUUUCAUUUCCAUGCACAAUGAGCUGUCCUAUGCAAAGGAAUGGCCCGCGCGCCUUCAUUUUUGUUGCGUGACCCCGGCGCCGGAGGGAGGGGAGACACCCCUCUGUGAUCAUCGGGCACUCUUGCGAAAUCUGGAAGAGCCGGUGGUCGAAGAGUUUCGGUCCAAGGGGGUUACCUACAUCCGCAAUCUACAUGGGGGCCAGGGAUUUGGUCCUUCUUGGCAAGAUACUUUCGAGACCCAGGACCGGGCCGACAUUGAACGCUACGCUGCGGACUCCGAGGCGAAGAUUGAAUGGAAAGAGGAUAGGAGCGUGCGUCUCGCAGCCACCCGUCCGGCGACCCAUGUUCACCCGGUCACCGGUGAGGAAGUCUGGUUCAAUCAAGCGGAUCAAUUCCAUCCCACGACUCAUCCGAAGGCAGUCUACGAAUCGAUGAACCUUCUUUACAAGGGGCGUGGUAGCGACAUGCCGCAAUAUGUGACCUUCGGUGAUGGGAGUGAGAUUCCCGUAGAGACUCUGGAACACAUCCGAGAGACCACCAAGGAUCUGCUGGUGAUCUCUCCUUGGGAGCAGGGGGAUCUGGUGGUCGUGGACAACGUACUGGUGAGUCACGGUCGCAUGCCCUUCAAGGGGGAGCGCCGGGUGUUGGUCUCGAUGGCUUGA